Messenger RNA from Aspergillus steynii IBT 23096, 1233 nucleotides. Its product is annotated as M20 family metallopeptidase. The record is from RefSeq and is a predicted model, not a curated record. The transcript is spliced from 5 exons. NCBI's taxonomy places the organism in Eukaryota, Fungi, Ascomycota, Eurotiomycetes, Eurotiales, Aspergillaceae. The coding region runs from base 1 to 1233 and encodes 410 amino acids. Gene Ontology annotation, molecular function: dipeptidase activity.
AUGGCCAUUCCGCAGGGUCAGCCAAGUAUCGAUGAGGUCAAAGCCUCGGUCGAUGCAGCUUUGGACACGUUGCAGUCCUCUCUGAGAGGUCUUAAUCAUCAAAUCUGGUCAAACCCUGAAUUAGGGUAUCAGGAAUACAAAGCUCACGAUACUAUCUGUGAUUUUCUCGAGAAGCAAGGGUUCGACGUCACUCGCCAUGCGUACGGACUGGACACUUCCUUCGAGGUUACCAGCGGUUCUGGGGGGCGCUUGAUCAAUUUCAAUGCCGAAUACGAUGCCUUGCCUGCUAUCGGUCAUGCCUGUGGUCAUAACUUGAUCACGACGAGUAGCGUGGCAGCAUUCUUAGCUUUGUCUGCCAUUCUGAAACAAUACGGCAUUCCUGGUCGGACUCAGCUUCUAGGAACUCCCGCGGAAGAGAACGGGGGUGGGAAGGCCAAGCUGAUAGACGAGGGCGCUUACAAGGGCGUUGACAUCUCGUUGAUGGCUCACGCAGGCCCAAAGAAACUUUUCCCCGGGGUAGCAGAAGAAGGCAUCGGUGGAGUUCUCAUGAACGCCCGCAAGGAAAUCCAUUGCGAGUUCACCGGAAAGAGUGCCCACGCAGGAGGUAACCCCUGGGAGGGUGUCAAUGCACUCGAUGCCUUGGUGACCUCUUACAACAAUGUUGCAGUCCUGCGACAGCAACUUCAGCCUGACGAGCGUGUACAUUGCGCCUUCCUUGACACCCCCAAAGUCGCUAAUGUGAUUCCCUCAUAUACGAAAGCAUACUGGCAGGUUAGAAGUCCGACAUUGAAAGGACUGAAUAAGUUGAUGGUCAGAGUACGGAAUUGCAUAGAAGCUGGUGCACUGGCGACGGGAUGUGAGGUGAAGAUUGUCGAGGACCAACUAUACACUGAUAUCAAGAUCAAUGAUACCCUGUGUGAUCGGUAUCAGUCGCACAUGGCUCGAUACUCUCGCAGCGUGCUCAAGAGUCAUGAUAAAGUUAUGACUGGGUCUUCGGACAUCGGCAAUGUCAGCUACAUCCUCCCCACAUUGCAUACUAUGUUUGGUAUCCCCGCGGCCGACGGCUCAUUCCCUCAUCAUCCGACUUUUGCCUCUGCAGCAGGUACCGACGAUGCCCACGAGGAGGCGGUUGUGGUUGGAAAGUCACUGGCCCUGAUCGGAUGGGAGAUGUUGACCGAUAACAAGCUGUAUGAGAAGACCAAGACGCAGUGGGAAAUCAGCAUUCGUGAAUGA